This is a messenger RNA of Candidula unifasciata, 1044 nucleotides long. The record is from the annotation of a GenBank genome assembly. NCBI's taxonomy places the organism in Eukaryota, Metazoa, Mollusca, Gastropoda, Stylommatophora, Geomitridae.
AUGUUGAGGUUUACUGAUCAAGUCACGUAUAGAAUGUUGAGUGUUACUGACCAAGUCACGUAUAGAAUGUUGAGUUUUACUGAUCAAGUCACGUAUAGAAUGUUGAGUGUUACUGACCAAGUAACGUAUAGAAUGUUGAGUGUUACUGAUCAAGUCACGUAUAGAAUGUUGAGUGUUACUGACCAAGUCACGUAUAGAAUGUUGAGUGUUACUGAUCAAGUCACGUAUAGAAUGUUGUGUGUUACUGAUCAAGUCACGUAUAGAAUGUUGAGUGUUACUGAUCAAGCCACGUAUAGAAUGUUGAGUGUUACUGAUCAAGUCACGUAUAGAAUGUUGAGUGUUACUGAUCAAGUCACGUAUAGAUCGUUGAGUGUUACUGACCAAGUCACGUAUAGAAUGUUGAGUGUUACUGAUCAAGUCACGUAUAGAAUGUUGAGUGUUACUGAUCAAGUCACGUAUAGAAUGUUGAGUGUUACUGAUCAAGUCACGUAUAGAAUGUUGAGUGUUACUGAUCAAAUCACGUAUAGAAUGUUGAGUGUUACUGAUCAAGUCACGUAUAGAUCGUUGAGUGUUACUGACCAAGUCACGUAUAGAUCGUUGAGUGUUACUGACCAAGUCACGUAUAGAAUGUUGAGUGUUACUGACCAAGUCACGUAUAUAAUGUUGAGUGUUACUGACCAAGUCACGUAUAGAAUGUUGAGUGUUACUGGUCAAGUCACGUAUAGAAUGUUGAGUGUUACUGAUCAAAUCACGUAUAGAAUGUUGAGUGUUACUGAUCAAGUCACGUAUACAAUGUUGAGUGUUACUGAUCAAGUCACGUAUAGAAUGUUGAGUGUUACUGAUCAAGUCACGUAUAGAAUGUUGAGUGUUACUGAUCAAGUCACGUAUAGAAUGUUGAGUGUUACUGAUCAAGUCACGUAUAGAAUGUUGAGUGUUACUGAUCAAGUCACGUAUAGUAUGUUAAGUGUUACUGAUCAAGUCACGUACAUAAUGCUCAUUUUUGAAAUGUACGUGCUCAAUGUGAAGUGUACGUGCUCAAUGUGA